AUCUACUGUUAAAAAUGAGUUGGAUCGAUKGAAUUUUUUUGCUUAGGUUUAUUGUUGAACCGGAUCUAAUUUGGGGGAUGUACAUACCCCUGCAUACUGUAUUGUACUAGCAAUUCUCCCCCCUCUCAAAAUGAAGAAACAAUGAUGGUAACAGUUUCUGUUUUGUUUUUGAAUUUUCGAAAAUAUUGGUAUCGUUUUUGAGGAAUAGAUUWUUGAAUGAUAUCACCAAUAGCGAGCGAGSAUAGGGURCAAUUUCAUAGAAUAGUUGGAAUAMAGCUUGGACAAUGGUGGAGGGAACCGCUGURAAUCAUUCGUAUGAUGGUGGAAACGAGGAUUACGAUUACAUCGGGAGAGGAGGAUUCCUUAUCGAAUGCGGCGACAAUCAGGAAGUUUUAGGUAUUACSAAGGAACAGGCAGAGCUAGUGAAACUCAAUUGUCCAUUCUUCCAGAAAUGYCUCCACCCUGGAGCCGAYAGCAACGGUGAAGAUGACAGCGAUAGUGGGGGAUCGAUGAUGAUGAAGGAAGCAAAGAGCCGAAUAAUUCACAAACCAGACUGGUCUUUGGCAAUCGUCCGUCACUUCAUAGAAAUUCUCACCAAGGGCAAGACAACCCUCUCGAAUUUGGAAUUGGUUGACGGCGUCUUGACUGCUGGCGAUCAAUCGCUGGCAGACCUUCGACUAUCCAGUUUGGUCAACUAYAUCGAUCCAUGCUCCAAAGAAAACGAAUUUAUGAGGCUGGUCGAUCCGAGCUUCUUUCGAUUCUACUUCCAGGCGGUUGUGACCAGCGACCAAUGGUUGGCCUUAUUGGAUCGGGGAAUUUUGUUGUAUCGCGAGGAAACGAAUUUCGUUGUGCAACUCUACAAGGAUCGAGCCUUUGACCGGGAUCAAUCGGUCUCGCGUCGGAACUUGGACAACCAACGGUCGGAUUUCUUGGUUCACGCGCAACGGCCAAUCGAAGCCAUGUUUGAAAUCCAGAAAUGCCUAUCUGCGUCCGGCGAAAGAAAUAGAAGCGCGAGAUGCAUCGACAAUGUCACGGCGGAAGCAUUUAGUAUUUACUUUGAAACCACCGAAUCCAUUCCAAAAGAACACCAUCAGCUUAUAGAYCGGCUUGCUGGGGGAGAAGCCUACAUUCGAACCUGCGCGGAUGCAGCCGAAUACCAAACCGAGGGAUAUACCGUCAAGGCGUCACUGGAUGUCCUAUYYAGAGCCAUAGAACCCAUAUCGGAAGAGAGCGUGAUUCAUUGCUCGAUACGUGUCGAUAAUCCCACUCCCGAUACGCUUGGCCGCUUCAUCAAUGCCUGCCAAAAGGUUAAUGACUAUCCGGGAACUCUAGGGAUAGACGCACCCAUCAACCGAUAUUUUUGCCGAAAAUCAAUGGGAGAUAUCCAUAUUGUCCUGAGGUACAUGAAUGAUUAUUCUACUUCAUCAAAAGUGUCCGAGGAUUUUCGACUAUUUUCCCGUUCUAGUGGGUCUCAAUCCUUCUGAUGAAAUUGGCACACAAGCAUAAACGAUUUUCACAUUU
Pseudo-nitzschia multistriata is the source of this 1521-nucleotide messenger RNA. Lineage: Eukaryota; Bacillariophyta; Bacillariophyceae; Bacillariales; Bacillariaceae. The record is from the annotation of a GenBank genome assembly.